UCUUCAAGUUUAGGUUUUCUUUUGAAGUUUAGUUCCCCAAAAAUAUGGGAAGACAGCCUUGUUGUGAAAAGAUAGGACUCAAAAGGGGUCCUUGGACAAUUGAAGAAGAUCAUAAGCUUAUGAAUUUCAUCCUCAACAAUGGAAUACAAUGCUGGCGCCUUGUACCAAAAUUAGCAGGGCUAAUGAGAUGUGGAAAGAGCUGUAGAUUAAGGUGGAUAAAUUAUCUAAGGCCAGAUCUCAAAAGAGGAGCACUGUCAGAAGCAGAGGAAGACAUGAUCAUCAAGCUUCAUUCUCAGCUUGGCAAUAGGUGGUCAAAGAUAGCAGCGCAUUUUCCAGGGCGUACAGAUAAUGAAAUCAAGAAUCACUGGAAUACAAGGAUCAAGAAGAAGCUAAAGCUCCUCGGCUUAGAUCCUUUAACACACAAGCCCAUUGAACAACCUGAUCAUCAUAAAAAUGACGAUAUUAAGCAAAAUGAUUCUUCAGAAAAAGAAGAGAUCAAUGGGAAGCUGGAAUUGCCAGAAACUUUACCUUCAUUAGACUUUCCAGAGGAGCAGCAGAAUAUUCAAAAUUCAACAUCUAGUUCCAGCUUAGAUGAAAUGAAUGAGAGUAAUUUGGAAAUGGGGUCAAAUGAGUUGUUCCAAAAUUCAGACACUUUGGAGACAUUUUCCAGCGACAUGUAUAAUCCAGGGCUUGAAGAUCCUUUCCAGAAUUGGAUAGGUAGCCCAAUUCAUUGGAAUCUUUUCGGCAACUUAGACGAAAAUUUUCUAUGAGGAACAAAAAAAUUUAUUUAGAAUUAUUCCCUUGCUUGCGGUUAUGUUGGUCGGAUCCUCGGAAAUAUGUAACUUUUGGAGGAUCAGGACGAAUGUAUGCUUCCACUAUUCUUGUAGAGUUGAGUAUUAAGAAAUCUAUUUCGUUCAA
This is a messenger RNA of Nicotiana tabacum (common tobacco), 918 nucleotides long. Its product is annotated as myb-related protein 315-like. Lineage: Eukaryota; Viridiplantae; Streptophyta; Magnoliopsida; Solanales; Solanaceae. The record is from RefSeq and is a predicted model, not a curated record.